This is a messenger RNA of Ostreococcus lucimarinus CCE9901, 315 nucleotides long. It is a transcript of the gene PCY1, whose product is annotated as plastocyanin, chloroplast precursor. Gene Ontology annotation, molecular function: copper ion binding. Bases 1 to 315 code for a protein of 104 amino acids. NCBI's taxonomy places the organism in Eukaryota, Viridiplantae, Chlorophyta, Mamiellophyceae, Mamiellales, Bathycoccaceae. Gene Ontology annotation, cellular component: chloroplast thylakoid lumen. The record is from RefSeq and is a predicted model, not a curated record. The transcript is spliced from 2 exons.
AUGUCCUCCCCGGCGUUCGCGGCGACCAUCAAGCUCGGCGGUGAUAACGGCGAGCUCGGUUUCUACCCGCCGUCCAUCACGGUCAAGGCUGGUGAAACGAUUGAAUUCGUCAACAACAAGGCGUUCCCGCACAACGUCGUCUUCGACGAAGACAACGUGCCGGCGGGCGUCAACGUCGACGCCAUCUCGCACGAAGACUACUUGAACGGCCCGGGCGAGAAGGUGACGAACAAGUUCGACACCCCGGGUACGUACGGCUACUACUGCGAACCGCACCAAGGUGCGGGCAUGGCGGGUAAGAUCAUCGUCCAAUAA